GAAAAUACGUCCCGCACCGUGGUCGCAGCUCCUUGACCCAGCAGCGCUAAGUGCGCCAGAAGGGUCGAUUUCCCUGAUUAUAUAAAGCAGCAGUUUUAACUACCAAGGCUACUGGGAGGGACAUCCUCUCCAAAAAACAACAACGACAAAGAAUCGAGCCCCAAGCUUCCUUCGCCUCAGAGGUCCCCACCUCCGCUUUCCUCCUUCAGAGCAGCAGAGGAUUCGCCCAGAGCUGGAAGACGAGGAGUCGAGCGCGCAGAGCAUGGACUGAGCAGCAGGGAUUGCCCCAAAGGACGCACGAAUCAGGUCCUGCAGUGCGUUGGCUGCCAUGCCGGUCCUUAAGAACCCCUGCAAGCUCAAGAUGGCCAACGGCGACACCAGCAGCGGCUCGCUGAUCCUUGAGAAGGAAAGCCACCGGGGAACCAACCCUUUUGAGGAAGACCUUGAGGAGAACGAGAGAGACUCUUUCCUGGGCAGCGACUCCCCCGAGAGCAGGAACCCUUCCCCGGACGGCGGCGGAGGCACCUUCGAGCGGGGCCUUUUCAACGGCAGCCCCGAGGGGCGCUACAGGCGGCGGGCGACGCUGGAGAAGCUGGUGGGUCUGUCCCCCUUCCGCAUGGGCAAAGGGAAGAAGAGCGGCGACAAGAAGUCCCCCGGGGAGAAGGGGUCGGACAGGAGGUCCUUUUUGGGCCGCAUGAUGAUCCCCUUGACGGAGGGCAACCAGGGGACGCCGGAGAAGAGGAAGACCCGGCGCAGCUCCGAAGACUUCAGCCUGCUCCAGCUCCUGAACGGGCGCCGCAAGGAGAGCCUCUACGGUCUCGACUGCGGCCUGUCGGAGAAGGAGAACGGCGGUGGGGGAGACAAGCGCAUGUCCUUCCUCAAGAUCGGGCUGGGAGGGAAGGUGCGCAGGGCUUCGCUGGUGGAGAAGCUCAACCAGACCGAGGCGCCGGAUCCGGCCCCCGUCACAGAGGAGGCUGAGGUCAAGGUCAAGGAGCCGCUCUCGGUUCUGGAAAUCCUGAACCUGAUCCACCAAAGGGAUCUCCUGGUGGCCGACGAGCACAUCAUUGAACUGGAGGCCGAAUGUGAGCAGGAUGGGCAGCAGAGCACGGAGGGCAGCGAGGUCCGGAAAUCCGGGAGCCGGAAAGCCAAGGACGUGGCGCUGCUGUAUGAGGCCUUGCAGAAGGAACUCUGGGCCGUCCUGGCUGAGUCUCUGGCCGCCAAGAGCUCCUGUUCGGCUCUGGAGCUCGUGGUGCGAGUGAUCGAGCAGGAGGAGGACACCGACCGCAAGUGGCUGGCGGCUCAAGGGGACCGGGCAGGCGGUUGCGGACCCCGGCCACGGGCCAUGAAGGAGCAGUGGGCCGGGGCAGUGCGGCAGCUGGUCGGAGAGCGGCUGCGCCAGUGCACCGAGGGCAGGGUCCUCCCCGUGGCCACGCAGAUGGACCGGCUGGCCAAGUGCGCCCUGGAGGACCUGUGCACCGUCAAGUUCCACCUCUUGCACGCCUACCCCAAGGAAUACGAGGCCUUCGGGGUCUACCUGUGCAGCUUCCACCAGGGACUCGCCAGGUGCCUGGCCGAGGCGGUCCAGAAGAAGCUGAGCAUCUCAGACCUCUACUUCGUCCUGGAUUGGAGCAGCAACAUCUACCAGAGAGAAGUUCUCGGCCGAGCAGAAAUCUCCUCCCUGGUCAAGACCCAGGAGCUGGGCCCGCUGCUGUCCCCCGAGACCCAGCUGAGCCUGGAAGAGGACCUCAUCGCUGCUGUGAAGGCGAAGAUCACCGAGGACAUGAGCCAAGAGCUUCAGAAGGAGGAGGAGAGAUGGGCGCAAGAAGAUGCAGGCGACGGCUUCCAGUUCGGCCUGUCUGGCAAAGUCAUACUGGUGCUAAAGGCUCACGUAGACAAAGCCCCCCAGAUCACAGAAGAUUUUGGAAGGAGGGUGGCACAUUGCUGCCUGAGCUGCUUGGCGGACUUCCUGCAGAGUUUUCAGAGGAAGGUCGAAAGGUUCCACGAGGGGCAGAUUGAGACCCCCCUCACUGCCGACGCCUUAAUGGAUCGGACCAUCAUGCUCAUCAACCACUGCCCACCUUUUAGGGAUUACGUGGAGCGCUUGGCGAGGUUCGGUCACCCCGAGAGUGAGGCAGUGAGGCGCCAGGCCAACGCCUCCCUUGACAGAGUGACUCGACUGUGCAACAGGGUCUUGGCUGACCACCUCUUUCAAAACCUCAAGCCCCACUUCCAAAAGCUGAUGAAAAGGAAGUGGCUCAGCAAUUCGGAGGCCUUCUCCACCAUCAUGGGCACCCUGGAAGAACACGCCCGGAAGCUGAGGAAGAUGAAGCUGGAGCCGUACCAGAUGUUGCUGAAGGAUGUGCACCGCCGGGUGCUCAUCGAGUAUGUCCGGCCCCUGAUGCGAGUGCGGUUCGUCUGCACCACUUCUAAGAUGAGGACCAAGAUGGCAAACAAGCUGCGGCGCGAAGCCAAGCAGCUGGAGGAGUUCUUCACCCACCUGGAAUCCACCUCGUCCUGGCUGGACAAGGUUGUUCCACACCUGGCAGAGAUCAUUGAGCUGGAAGACAUCGCUGCCAUUCAACUGCAAGUGGGCUUCCUCGCAAGAGAUUUUCCCGACGUGCAGAAGAAGCACGUGUCUGCCAUCUUGGACAUCCGCGGUCUGCAGAACCAGACCCACCGGCAGGACGUCCUGGCCGCCAUAGAGAGCCUGGAGCUGACUGAGGACGGGGAGGUUCCCUGCCUGGACCGGGCCUUCUUCAACGAGAUCCCCACCAGCAAGGUCUUCUGCGUCCGCCUCCAGCUGCGCUGCGUCUCGGUCCUGGGGGUGACCGGACUCUCCCGGCUCCGCCAGAUGCCUUGGCGACGGCAGCAGCAGCAGCGGCGGCGGCAGCACAGGCGGCGGUCCAAAGAGAGCGGAGCCGAGUCGCAGGUGUGAGGACGGGCGCCCCGCCAAACAGUGGACUCCCUGUCUCAGCCGCCAGGUUAUGGGGCAGGGGCCUGGAGCCUCCCACAGGGGGGGU
This is a messenger RNA of Podarcis raffonei (Aeolian wall lizard), 3020 nucleotides long. It is a transcript of the gene EXOC3L2, whose product is annotated as exocyst complex component 3 like 2. Bases 329 to 2935 code for a protein of 868 amino acids. The record is from RefSeq and is a predicted model, not a curated record. Gene Ontology annotation, cellular component: exocyst. NCBI's taxonomy places the organism in Eukaryota, Metazoa, Chordata, Lepidosauria, Squamata, Lacertidae. Gene Ontology annotation, biological process: exocytosis; exocyst localization. The transcript is spliced from 12 exons. Gene Ontology annotation, molecular function: SNARE binding.